AUGCUAUUGCUUCUUUUGGAGGUCACUAGCACCCCAGUCAAACCAAAAGGCGGCAUUGGUGGGAAAGUGCAACAGAAAGGUUUGGAUAUCGACUUGAAUCUACCGCCACCUGCAGAGGCACCACUAGAGAGCAGAGAAGAAACAGAUUUACCAAAAUCAUUGACGAAAGAGAUGAAAAAGAUUUACAAUGCAAGACAAAGUGCAAAACGUCAAGAAAGGAAAAAACUCGAUCCGGCUUACGCAAAACAUCGUCGUGAGAUCGAAUUACGAUCGAAAUCAAAAUGGAUCAAAAAGUUGGAAGACGCAAACGGAGGUGACCGACAAGCAGCACAAGAACAUGUAAAGGCUUAUCAUCACGAGCAUUAUCUCAAGCGAGUCAGCAGAUUUGGAGGUCGUAAUUCUAAAAAAGAGCAAGAAGUUGCCGAAACGUUCAAGAAGAUGUCUAGAGGGGAAAAGGUACCUGUAGAAGAACAACAAAGAGCUUUGGACCACCGCAAAAAGAGAAGAAUGGUUCAAAAAGCUUCAGUGCAGAGAAUAAGAGAGAGAGUAGCUCAGACUCAAGCGCUGAAGCAAGCACAUUCGGAGCAAAAUCAUGACGAUCAGGCUAUUUGA
Meira miltonrushii is the source of this 612-nucleotide messenger RNA. RefSeq lists its product as uncharacterized. The record is from RefSeq and is a predicted model, not a curated record. NCBI's taxonomy places the organism in Eukaryota, Fungi, Basidiomycota, Exobasidiomycetes, Exobasidiales, Brachybasidiaceae. Bases 1 to 612 code for a protein of 203 amino acids. The transcript has a single exon.